Molecule: messenger RNA, 2287 nt
Organism: Stegodyphus dumicola
Lineage: Eukaryota; Metazoa; Arthropoda; Arachnida; Araneae; Eresidae
Product: glycosylated lysosomal membrane protein-like
Cellular component (GO): lysosome
Source: RefSeq, a predicted model, not a curated record
CUGUCAUUGGGAUUUUCAAUCAUAAGAUGAAAGUGAUCUUGUGUUUUAAACUUUUAAAUGAAUUAAGUGUCCUUUUCGAACUAUGACAUAAAUAAUUAGUUAAAAUUGCAUUUAAUUUAUUGUUAAAAUAAUGAAUUUACGUGAAUCUACAUUUCUUAAUUAGUAUUAAAGAGUUGUAUAUUUAAUGUAAUAUGUAUUUACGGAAUUCUCCAAAUAUUUGUAUAGCUGUAUUCUUAAUUACAUUCUUUUCCUGUGCAUAUGGAACGAAGCGUGAUAUACACUGCACCAUUUAUCAUGCCUUUGAUAAAAAUGAAAGUAAAGAAAAUGUGGAUGUAUUCCAUGUGUCUGCUACAGGUUCUAAAGAUACAGUUCAUUAUCUAUGGAGCUCUUAUAAACUUCCUAGUGUAAUUAUCGCAAGAACAACGAGUGAUACUUUGCUAAAUGUUAGCCUAUCAAAACUUCGUACAUUUGUAACUGAUGCAAUAAAAUUCAGCGAAACCCCUAUCGAGUACGUUGGGCUUACAAUUUCAGAGCUGUUAGAAUUCACAUAUAAUAGUGAUACAGCAGAAGUGAAUCAUCCAAAUUCUACCAGAAAGUUAAAUUUAGAAUCAUUUUUGUGGUCAAGUAUGAAUGAUUCAUAUAGUUGUUCUCCUAAGGCAGCCAGCACAAAAUUGAAUUCUUAUGACAACGAUGAUGAUUUCAGCAAAAAUGGGACAUUUCAAGUUCAGUUUUCAGUUAUUGGAGACCAGGUGAUGGCUGAUGAUUUUCCUCAUUUGAUGUUUACUGGAAAUUCCACACAAAUUAAAGUGAUUUUGGAUCACCUUCAUUCUAAUUCUUCAAAAACACGAUAUAGCCUAGAAUUUAUUGUGCUCUCUCCACAGUCUGGAGACUGUUCUUCUAAUCAGUGGCGGAGUCACGUUAAGAAGGCUAUAAGUGAUGAACAUUCUCCUGGAAUUUUUUCAGACAUUACACUUUCUCCUGUGUGUACCAAGAAAAAUGAUCAUUCUUUCAUCUCUUGGCGUCCUGUUUCUUAUACUGACAAAACAUCCUCAAUAGAAGCUUCUUCAGAUGUUAAAAUAACUUCAGAUAUUAAACCACAUGCCAUCACUUCUGUUCGAAGCAUCGCUGAAUUAUAUUUUGGGGGAAAGCCCAAUAUGUCAAUUAAUGCUUUCAAUAUAACAUUUGGAACAGUUGGAGAUGGGUUUUAUCGAAAAACAGAAUACACAGCAUGGUCUUUAAUGGUUGGAACGGGUACUACAGUAAGCAUUGGAUUAUCAUCAAUUGCAAUAUUAUAUGCCAGUAUUGGCCUCAGUGCUUUAGUUCUAUUUUUUGCAAGUGGUGGGAUUUUUCUGGCCAUUCAGAGGUGUUGGCGAAAGGAUGAUGAUUUGCUUUUAAGUAAUAACAGCGUAAAUUAAAAAUAUUAAUGUAUUUUAUUAAUGUUUAUUUUUAAAUAAUGUUGUUUAAAAUUAUUUUUUAAUAUUCUUAAAUUAUAUUUAUUUACAUAAAAAUAUUACUGUGAUUAAUUCAUAUGUUGUAAAUGUUCAUAUAUUUUUAAUAGUUAGUUUUCUCUAAGUGUUAUGUUUUAUAUUAUUUUACUGUAAUAUUAUGUAAAUUAUUGACAAUACACAUCUCAGAUGUACAUAUUUCAUUGAUGUAAUUCCUUUCCUUAAAAUAUUUAAAAUUAGUCCACAAGAAAAUAAAAGAUUUAAAUUUGCACUGCAAAUUUCAUUGCAUUUGUUGGUUAAUGAACCUAAAUCGCCACUUAGGAAAUCUUUUAAAAUUGCUCGCAGUGAAGCAAAACAAGUAUCGUAAUUUAAGAUGUAAUACUUUUUGUUCUUAAAUUUGUUUUUCCUCAUCCUUAGUUUAUUAUAGAAAUCUAUGGAAAAUUAUUUCUUGUGAUCGGCAGGGUGUUUUCCUGCUUUAGAUGCUUCCAAAAGAUGUAUCAUAAUAGUUGUAUAGAAGUAAAGGAAUUUUUUGUUUGGUAUAUUUCAUCAAGUAUUAAUUCAUCAUUCAUGAUUAGAUCGGUGAGUUUAGGUCAGUGAAUACUGUUCACUGACAGAAAGAAAAUGAGUGUGUCAAAACUUAAUGCUCAAUUUACUCUUCAUGUAACUUAAUUCCUAUUCUUUAAGUGUUAUGGUUCUUAUAAGAAUAUAUAAAUUUGUAAUAUUUAAUGCCAUUUGUAUUUUUAAUUACUUUUGUCAAAGUCUAUUGUUGUAAAAAUAAUAUUUUCAUACAUAAUUUAUAAAAAUGUAAAUAAAAAUUUUCUUUUGCUUGCAGUUAUUAUUUG